GAAUUUAUAAUAUUUUAAAACUUGAGUUUAAAUUGAUAUUUGUUAACAAAAUUAAAUCUUACAAUUAUUUAUUUAUUUAUGGUGUUGUUCGUUCAUGUGCCUCGAUUCAUUUGCAGUGGAUGCUAUCAAUGCCAUAUUAGGAUACAUUGAAAGGACAUCAAUUCAUGAUGCUAGUAACAAUUUCUCAGCUUCCGAUUGCAACAAAAAGUCAACCUUUGAAGUGUAUUGCGUCUGUUACAAAGCAACAUGCAGAGUUACUCAACUUGAUUUAUCCAGUGCUGGUUUCAAAGGAGAAAUACCACGCGAAAUUGGAAACCUCACUUCUCUUACUAAUUUAUAUUUGAAUGAUAACAGGUUUAGUAAGAUUCCAUCUUGGUUACAAAAUUUGUCCAUGCUUUCAACUAUUAUCCUUGAUGAUAACUUACUGGUUGGACACAUACCAACUUUCUUUAGUCAAAUGAAGUCGUUGGUCGCUUUGUGAGUUUGCAUCAUAACGUCUUUUUCUUUUUCUUUUAUCAUAUAGGUUGUUUUGCAUCAUUUAUUGGUUCAAUAUCAGCAAAUUAAAUUCGAAAUGGUCUAUCUUUUUUAUCAGUGUUUGGCAUUUAAAGAUUACCUCAUCUAUCUAUCUAUUUUCUAUGAGACAUUCUACAAUACAC
Messenger RNA from Camellia sinensis, 656 nucleotides. The record is from RefSeq and is a predicted model, not a curated record. NCBI's taxonomy places the organism in Eukaryota, Viridiplantae, Streptophyta, Magnoliopsida, Ericales, Theaceae.